GACGCUAACACGCUCAGUAGCGGCUUCUCCAACCGCCAGAAAACCCAGAGGAAGAAAAAGACUGCGGGUUUCUCGGCUGAUUUAUUGUGCUUAAGUUAAUCAUUUUCAUUACAGCGUUUUAUAUUUACAUGUUGAUUCGAUCCAGUUAGAAAUCCAAGCUUGUUACUGUGCUUAUAUCUGAAGAUUUAAACAUUCUUUCUGCUUUAAACCCUGAGACCUGUUAUAAUGAGUACAGCAGGAGACAGACAGCACUCCUCCAGAAAGUCUCAGGAUGCUCAUCCUGUUCACUCACAGCUGUGUGAAGAUGUGAAAACAGAGACUUCAGAUGAAGGGACAGAGGUCUGUGUGAAGAAAGAGGAGACGCUAGACCUGAACAUCUACAACCAUGGAGACGAUUUUGACAACACACCUGAAGUUAUUGCCAUUAAAGAAGAAGAAACUGACAAUGAAGACUACCUCUACUGUGAAGUUUGCAAAUCCUACUUCUUCAACAAGUGUGAGGUUCAUGGUCCUGCGCAUUUCAUCACCGAUGCCCCUGUUCCCAUGGGGGUUAUGGACCGAGCCAAACAAACUCUUCCUCCUGGACUAGAGAUUCGGAAGUCCAGUAUUCCUGAUGCAGGCCUGGGAGUGUUUAAUAAGGGGGAGACUGUUCCAGUUGGCGCACAUUUUGGACCCUACCAGGGAGAGCUGGUAGACAGAGAGCAAGCUAUGAACAGUGGAUACUCUUGGGUGGUGAGUUAUUAUACAUUUAUUAUAAAUAUUAAAAGGUUAGUUGUUUGGGUAGAGUGUGGUACAUUUACUGAAAAUAUUGUGGGCAGUUUUGCUACUUUUACUGAGUGCAUAAUGUGUUAUGUUCCCCAUUUUAAUAUUUAGUGGUAUAAUUUGUUACUGUGGUGCUACAAAAUGCAUUUUUUAAGCAGCAGAUUGCCACCACUAGAUAAACAUAAUUCUAAUUGGUAAUUUCUUAGUGCCAGUGAUGUAUAUAGACGCACACGAACACGCUUUAAGCUGCUUCAGAAUCCUGAUAAUAUACUGGCACUCAAACAAGUAUUCACUCUAAACUCAAUUCAGCAGAAGGAACUUAUAACAUUGAUCUCGACUAGGGUUGUGUAAUAUACCAAUUUAAUUGUCUUUAUAUGAUCUUACAAUGCUGCAAUAUCUAAUGACAUUUACUCUGAUUAUAUUAAAGGGGACAUUAUAUGGAAAAGUAUUGUCAGUCCUGUGCGCUGUGGUGCGUGCACCUGAAGGCGCGCCUUGGGCUGCGCGUGUGCCGAGUGGACUCCAGCACUCGCGCCGUGAACAAGGCGCACCUGAGCUCAAUUAAGGGACAUUGUGUUUGCCUAUUUAAGGACUGUGCUGAUGCAUGUGCAUCACGAAGUAUUAUGCUACGUUAAGUAUGCAUUACUGAGCCUUUCUACCCGUGUUCUUGUUUUUCUGGUUUCUUGAUUCUUGUGCCUGUUUCUUGUUAUUGUUAUCGCUUCAGCCAGUAUCUCACUGGGCUGCGACAGCUUGCGACAAAUUGCGAACGUCAUUCGUGAGAGAGUUUCAGAAGUGUCUUGAAACAUUUGUGGGGCUUCUCAAUUUCCUUGCAUGAGUCGCAAAGGGUCUCUCCUUCGUCACUGAAAUUUUGAACGUGUUCAAAAAAUUAGUGCGACAGAAUUUCUCUCAAAAUAGCCGCAAAUGCGUCGCUGGUGUCGCAAAGCCGUCACGAACCCUUCUCAAGUCAGUUUCCGUGAGACAGGAAGUGCGAGAACUGAGAGACAACUUUGCCAUGCCACCCAAGAAAGGCAAGUCCAGGGGAAGGGGGACUACUGGCCCUGCCCAACCGGCCCCUAUAGAAGUUGAGAAAGUCCCAGGGCCUGGUUCCGAUGGGGAGGACUCUGAGGCUUCCUCUACUUCCCUGCCUGCUGAAGAAGGUAAAAGAAUGAAGGCAGUAAGUGGUGCAGAACGGCAGUACCCCUGGAAGGAUGAACACCAGGACACGCUUGCCGAAUUUUGGCUCAAUCAUCCUAUUUUUUAUGAUAAAUCCAAGCAAAAUUAUAAAAACAGGGAGAUGAAAAAUCAGUUAAUACAUGAUCUUAUCCAGAAGAACGACAAGGACUGGAGAAAGAUUUACACACCCCUGCCAACAGUUACCCAAGUGGAUGCACAUUUGCGCAAUAUGCGCACCAGAUUUGUAAAGCUACUAAAGCGGAAAUCUGGCGCCCCUGCGUUGACAUUGUCAUACACGGAUAUGAAGAUUGUCGAGAGAUAUCAAUUUCUGCGCCCCCACAUCCAGAAAAAUAGGACAACAGCUACACACACCGUUUCAACUUUUCUUAUUUGCUUGAAGUUUCCUGGUGUACAGCCACGAGGUGUUGCUGAUGAGGGUGAUGAUGAUGACGAUGAUGAUGACCAGACUUUUCAGGGGACUCAGCAGCCGUACCACCAAGUGGGUCAGCAGAGUUCAACAAGUAGUCAACAAGGGGGCCAACAACCCUCCACUUCCCAGUCCCAGUCUAAAGGCAAAGGAAAGGGGAAACAUAGAGGACCCCCUACUCCAUCCAUUGUCCGAGACAGCGAUGAAAUGUCUGAAGCAGAGAUUUUGCAGCAGGCCCAGAACCUAAUUUCUAACAUCAGAGCACCAGCAAAGAGCGAGCAUGAGAGGAGGGUUAGGGACUUCUGCAGAUAUAUGGAGUCAGAGAUACUUAGAGUACCCGAAUCGUUGUGGGAUGAGUGCAGUUUCACGAUAAUUAAUAUAAUCAGAGGGUUUAAAACUGCCCAGCAACAUGCAUUCCACCAGAAUUAUGGAAGCCAGUAUCAUCAGCACGGAGGGUAUUGCACACAACAGUGUGGCACUUUCCAACAGCCUAGCACCUUCCAGCAGUCGCAGCAGCCCGGCACAUUUCGGCAGUCGCAGCAGCCCGGCACAUUUCGGCAGUCGCAGCAGCCCGGCACAUUUCGGCAGUUGCAGCAGCCCGGCACAUUGCAGCAGCCCGGCACGUUUCGGCAGUCGCAGCAGCCCAGCACGUUUCGGCAGUCGCAGCAGCCCAGCACAUUUCAGCAGUCGCAGCAGCCCGGCACCUUUCAGCAGCCGCAGAGUGCUCAGGAUGGUACUGUCUACCCCCAGAUCCCAUCAGUCAGCAGUUCAGUGUUGAACACCAGUCUGGGACUUGACACUAGUUUGAGUCACAUCUGGAGCACUUCAACACCAGUCCAGUCACCAGGAGGAAGGCAGCUAGACACGCCCAAUCUGACUCCAACCACUACAGCUGUAAUCAUCACAGCUGCAGUUCCAGCUACACAGAGCAGUGCCAAGUCAGGUGGCAGGAUGGCACAGGAGGACUCUGACUAAAUCUUACUCUUUAGCGCUAGAUCUGUAUUUCUAUGAAUGGUUACAAGUUUAUGUUUUGCUUCUGUAUUAAAGGUCUUCAUUUAUGUAAGUUGAUAAUGUGUGUAUUGUAUUUUCUUGCAAAAUAAAAGGUGCAUCAAAGUUGUUUUAAAAUAUAUUGUUGCACAUUGUCAAAUGAAAA
Molecule: messenger RNA, 3512 nt
Organism: Neoarius graeffei (lesser salmon catfish)
Lineage: Eukaryota; Metazoa; Chordata; Actinopteri; Siluriformes; Ariidae
Exons: 8
Coding region: 1772-3334 (520 amino acids)
Source: RefSeq, a predicted model, not a curated record